Staurois parvus is the source of this 654-nucleotide messenger RNA. NCBI's taxonomy places the organism in Eukaryota, Metazoa, Chordata, Amphibia, Anura, Ranidae. The record is from the annotation of a GenBank genome assembly.
AUGCCCCGGUUGUUGCCUGCACAAGAAGCAGCUAAAAUAUACCACACCAACUAUGUUCGCAAUGCUCGUGCCAUUGGUGUCUUGUGGGCAGUGUUCACUAUAUGCUUCUCCAUUAUCAUGGUGGAAGUGUUCAUCCAGCCAUAUUGGAUCGGAGACAGCCUAAAUACGCCUCAAGCUGGUUACUUUGGACUAUUUAGCUACUGUAUAGGCAAUGCACUGACCUCAGAGCUUAUCUGCAAAGGAGGCGCCUUGGACUUUGACACUGUACCUUCAGGAGCCUUCAAAACGGCCAUGUUUUUUGUAGGGGUGUCAAUGUUUUUGGUGGUGGGCUCCAUGCUGGCAUUCGGUCUUUUCUUCUUCUGCAAUUCAGCAACAGUGUACAAGGUCUGUGCAUGGAUGCAGCUGGCUGCAGCUGCUGGCUUGAUGAUUGGCUGCCUUAUUUACCCUGAUGGGUGGGACUCUGCAGAAGUCAAGCGCAUGUGUGGAGACAAGACUGAUAAAUAUUCAAUAGGAGCAUGCACAAUACGCUGGGCAUAUAUCCUAGCUAUCAUUGCCAUCCUGGAUGCCCUCAUUCUAUCUUUUCUGGCAUUUGUCCUUGGGAACAGACAGGACAGUUUGCUGCCUGAGGAUUUCAAGAUCCAGAGCAAAGGUUAG